CCGGCAGCCCGAGGCAGAUAGAGGCGACGGAGAGCGACUUCAGCUGUCUAGCAAGGCUGUCACGUGACGAGAUGGAGAUGCCCGACUCGACGGUGAGUCGACCGGCGGCGGAGGAGGGACACCAGAAGUCGACCGAGUCGGCCGGCGGCGAGGAGACAUCGCACAAACAGAACCAGGUGAACAGCGUCGUGCUGUACGGUGUGCCGAUCGUCUCCCUCACCAUGGACGGCAAAGACCGACUCUGCCUGGCGCAGAUCUCCAACACGCUGCUCAAAGGCUUCAGCUACAACGAGAUCCACAACCGGCGCGUGGCGUUGGGCAUCACGUGCAUCCAGUGCACGCCCGUGCAGCUGGAGAUCCUGCGACGUGCCGGCGCCAUGCCCGUCUCCAGCCGGCGCUGCGGCAUGAUUACCAAACGCGAGGCCGAGCGACUCUGCAAGAGCUUUCUGGGCGACAACUCGCCGCCCAAGCUUCCCGACAACUUCACCUUCGACGUGCUGCACCUGUGCGCCUGGGGCUGCCAGGGCCAGUUCUACCCGGCGCGCUACAACUCAUCGCGCGCCAAGUGCAUCAAGUGCACGCUGUGCGGGUCGUUCUACUCGCCCAACAAGUUCAUCUUCCACUCGCACCGCACCCCGGAGGCCAGCUACGUGCAGCCGGACGCCGCCAACUUCAACUCGUGGCGCCGCCACAUCCGCCUGCACGGCAGCCCACCCGAGGAGGUCGUGCACGCCUGGGAGGAUGUCAAGGCCAUGUUCAACGGCGGCACGCGCAAGCGCGACUGA
This is a messenger RNA of Pollicipes pollicipes, 785 nucleotides long. RefSeq names its product SKI family transcriptional corepressor 1 homolog-B-like. NCBI's taxonomy places the organism in Eukaryota, Metazoa, Arthropoda, Thecostraca, Pollicipedomorpha, Pollicipedidae. The coding region runs from base 72 to 785 and encodes 237 amino acids. Gene Ontology annotation, cellular component: transcription regulator complex; nucleus; cytoplasm. The record is from RefSeq and is a predicted model, not a curated record. Gene Ontology annotation, biological process: negative regulation of transcription by RNA polymerase II; negative regulation of BMP signaling pathway. The transcript is spliced from 4 exons. Gene Ontology annotation, molecular function: RNA polymerase II cis-regulatory region sequence-specific DNA binding; DNA-binding transcription factor activity, RNA polymerase II-specific; SMAD binding.